This is a messenger RNA of Porites lobata, 22315 nucleotides long. NCBI's taxonomy places the organism in Eukaryota, Metazoa, Cnidaria, Anthozoa, Scleractinia, Poritidae. The record is from the annotation of a GenBank genome assembly.
CUGAAUUCAAAAUGGCGCUCAAAUGUCGCAGACAAGAGAAAGUGGUUUACAGCUUUUAUAGCUACAAUAUUUUUUAAUUCUUCCUACAGGUUCGGUAGAAAUGUUUCAUAAAAUAAGAUCUUUUAUCCAUGAGGCUGUAGAAGCGGUGAGUUUUUUUAUUUUUACCAUUUACAGAGAUCAUUCGCUAAAAUUCUAUUUUCUGGAUCUCAGUUGUGAGGAUUUCCUGACUGCAAAUUUCUUAAAUAUUCAAAAUAAGUUGUUAUAAUAAACAUUUCAGCUUGCUCCUGAUGUCCCUCUACAAGAAACGUUUGUAUUCCAUUGGAAAGCUAUCACUAAUUAUUUUAUAGAGGCCACAGGUAACAUUAAAAUCAAUGUUGUUAUGUAGUACAAGUUCAUGUAACUUGUUCUGUGUUUAUUUACACAUGCUUACGUGUUUAAUUGGUUUACCUAUGCAUAUAAAUUUCGUGUCUGGCAGAUGAGAAAGUUCCCGUACAGUCCACUAAUAUUCCAUAUCACUUGGAACAAAUGUUGGACAUUUUACGACAUGAAGAAGAUGACCAGAAUGGGGGUGCAACGGUAAUCUUUUAAUAAUAUAUUUUUAAUUCCAAAAUCAAAGUGCCGGUGGUAAUUUUAUUUCUGUUUAUCUCGUAGGUAUCUUUUAUCUUUAAUUUGGCUCAUGCAUGUGCUAUAAAAUGUAAAAGUAAUGCUUAUCUAUCAUUAAUCACUUUCACCAUAUGGUGUAGAACACACAACAGAGCAGAGCUCCAAUUUGAGUGUGUCAUUACAGAUAACCCAACCGGCCCAGGAGAGGUUGGCUACAUCACCAGGAUCUACAUCCUAGAAAGUCUAACUGUUUGCAGAUGUCAUUGAAAAGGCAGCACUUUCUCAUCAGUUAUUUAAAGACCCCGAGUGUUGGUCCGGCUGGGGUUUGAAACCACGACCUCCCACUCAGCAGACUGGAGCUCUGCCAACUGAACUAACCAGGCAGCGGUUAUGCUAUAUGGCUUAGUGCUAACACUCUUCCUUCUUUUUGAUGUCAUGUCAUGCAGCCUUGUGUUUCAUUAUCUACAGUGUAUUCCUGUCCUUAUAAUACCGGGUAUACCGUAUUUAUUCGAUUAACUGCCCUGGGCGCUUAUUAAAUUUUUGGACCUUUAGAGUGGGCGCUUAUUCAAGGUGGGCGCUUAUUCGAGGCUGGGCGCUUAUUAAAUUUCACCAUUUUCAGCAAGUGUAGUAUGUUUAUUUUGCAACAAAACGCGAAGAAGUAUCAAAGCAAGGUUUCUGUGUAAUACUCUGAGGAAAACUCCGUCCUCGGGGAAGUCUCUUAUUAGAAUUUAUUCACUCAAGUGGGUGGGGUGGGGGUGAGUGCGUAUUUGAGUUUGAUUGGGAGGAGAAGGGGGUGGGUGCUUAUUCGAGGUUGGGCGCCUAUUAACUUUUUCUGCCUUUAGGAUGGGCGCUUAUUUGAGGUGGGUGCUAAUUCGAGGUUGGACGCCUAUUCGAAUAAAAUACAGUAAUUUGGAAGGGCUAGAAUUUUUAUUGUCAAAGUUCCUAGCACCUACUGACUCUAGAAAAUAUUAUGUCACUCAAGCUCACUGGCAAUGCGGACAGACGUGGGUUAUUGGGCUGUUAAACAUUGAUUGUCUGCAUGUCCCCAGGAGGGAGGAGGUUUUCAAGAGUCACUUCUGAAGGGGAAAGACUCGUAUUUUUUGGACUGAGUUGUUUGAAAGACAAUUAGCACAAUUCCACAGUUAGUUACCAUGACAACUCAUAUAAUCUGUUUGCUACGGUGGCCCACUAGUUCCACUGCCUCACAUUUUAAAGCAACUCUGUGUCUACAUAAAAACUCAUCUGCGCCAUGCAUUUGUUCUUCUUUUUCAUACAAGUAAUAAGCCAAUUGUUUAUAAAUUGACUUCGUCUGUUAAGCCUUCUCUGUAGAAACACGCAUCACGGAUUGAAAAUUCUUGUUUUCUGAUAUUGAAUGUAACCAAUCACAGAGCAUUUCGAUUCUCUUCUGGUUGAAGCUAGAAGUGUGAUUUUAAGGAACGCAUUUGUGAAAAUUUUAGCUUUUUCUUUUAUAAAGAGUUGCAGGAGUUUCCUAAACAAGUGUGCACAAAGAUUCCCUACACUCCCUCUAUAAAGUUGGCCAUAAUCAAAAUUAUUACAGGAAAUGGCGGGAAAGACCCAGCGGAGGAGUACGUUGAUUUCAUGGGGGUCUUUUCGUUUUCCAAUUUGGUGCCUUAACGGGAAGACCCUGAAGACGAUUGGUGGGUGUGGUGUGGUGGAGGAUGGAGGUUUUUUAGGGGGGAGAGGGGGUGAGUGGCAGGCAGUGGUUGCAGGAAUUAAGGACUUGAGGAGGUUCAUUUCCACAGGGAAUCAUUUUUCUGCGAUUUUGUAUGGAAGAGGUUCUUCUCCAUGGAAAAAAGUGUGUUUCCAUGAAAAAGGCUCAUUUUUGCGUAGGAGGCAUAUUUCUAUGGAGGAGGGAUUUUUCUACAGAGGAGGGGUGUUUCUACAGUGGAGGCUUAUUUUUACGGCAGAGGCUGCGUACAAUUCUACAGAGAAGGCUUAUUUCUGCGAAAAGGUCAAUUUAAAAGCAAUCGGCUUAUUACUUGUAUAAAAAAAGAGGAACCAAUGCAUGGCGCAGAUGAGUGUUUAUGUACAGACAGCAUUGUUUUAAAAUGUGAAGCAGUGGUGCUAGUGGGCCACUGCUUCCUCGUCAAACCAGGAUUAGAGCAAACCAGGUUUUAAACAGCUCAGUUGUGAAGGGUAAAAUUCAGUGGUGACUCAAUAGGGGCGAGAUUGUUCCAGGUGUUCAGAUAGUAGAGCGCAGGCAGAAAAUUGACAAGGAAAAUAAAAUAAGGGGAGACUAUGUAGGGAAAAGGGGAGGGAAGGUUCCUUCGAUCUAGCCCCAGUCUUCUCUCGUUUUUCCACCUGGUUUUCCCUGUGUAUGGUCUAACUCGCUCCCCACCAUCUGAAUGCUGUACUCUACUAUCUGAACACAACGAACAGGCUAGAGCUAGGAAGAUAAAAUUAAUGAUAUAGGAAUGACUGAUUGAAUGAAUGGCAAUCUUAAUGUCAUGAACAAUAGGUUUAAAACUGGUGUUUUAUUAGCUAGACUGCUUCUGUUUUAGCCAAGCUCUCUUAUUGAGGAACACAGAUUCAGUGACUUCCAGUUCAAUUUCUGAUCCAGUCUAUUCCUUCUACACAAGCUGGUAAAAUAAGCUUAUGUGAAAUUUUUUAUGUCUAAUAGGGGCCUUGUUUGGAGUACUUGUUGCAGCAUAAAAUUUUAGACACCCUUCACACACUUGGAAGAGCAGAUGUAAGAGUUAACUUUGUUUCCAAAUACUUAAACAAUAUGUAAAAUAAUUCCUAAAUUUCUUGAGCAGAACUAUGAUUACAUAUUAAUUUUAUCCGCAUAAAUUAAUUACAGUAAUGUAUUGCUUAAAUUUCAUUACAUGUACAUAGGAUAUUACAAAAUAACUAAGAUAGUAUGCACGCUCUGAUUGGCUGAGAGGAGUGUUUGCAUGAGAGUAUGUAUACAUGGUUGUGGUGUCAAGAUGUUUUGCUUUUCGCUCGCUAAUCUCGCAAGCACGAAUUUGAAAAAGUUUUCGAGUUCAAAACUCAACAAGUUUACUUUAUUUACCCAUUUCUUUGUUGGCUUAAACUUGGAAAAUCGUUACAAAGAAGGUGUGUCAAUUUUUCUUUGCUUAAGCUGACAUUUUAAGCGACAAAAAUCUGUAUUUUGGAAAGCAUCUUUUUGUAAAACAAGAACUGAUUACGCGUGCAAGACCUCAGUCGUGUACAAGACUUUGCGACUGGUAAGAAUUUCUCUUUUAACCAGUGCCAUACAAAGAGUUUUGCGGUUUUUCUCAGGAAAGUUGUUUUAUAAAAGCAAUAGCAAACUUUUUUCCUGUUUUUGCAUAGCCUGAUAUAAACACGAGAGGCGUUGGGAGAAUUCUCGACAAUUAUGAAAACCCUUGACUUCGUCUCGGGUUUGCAUAACUGUCUCGAAUUCUCCCAACCCCUCUAAUGUUUAUAUUAGGCUAUGCAAACAUGGAAAACGUUUUCUAUUGCUUGAUUACAGAAUAAAGGUUUAUGGUCACCCCGUUCCAUGGUCAGGUCAUCCGAAGCCAGAUCAUUGCAUUGUAUAGGAGAAGCAUAGAUGGUUCCACAGUUUCAGUAUAAAUUUGAUAUCAAGUGUGCUUUUUUGUCUUCUUGGUUUGAAGAACAAGGUAUAUACAUGAGUAAUGCUCUUGCUUCUGCUCGUGACUUUAACUUGUAAAAAGUUCCGACUAUAGUAUUGUGGAACAAUCUGACCUUUAAGUGGAAUGGUCUGACUCCAGAUACCCAAAUAAAUUGAAGGCAUGUUCUGGUUUACAGUGUAUAUUUUUAUUAAAUUGUAUUAUUUGAUUUAAUUUUUAUUGUACAGUCUGUGUUUACUUUUAUAAGAUCUUGUUCUCUCUUGUGAAUUUCAGUGUCCACCUGGAAUGAAGCAACAGGUGUUACUGUUCUUCGCAAAUUUGCUGGCGAAAAUGAAACAGCCUCUUUUGCCACACGUCAAUGUGUACCGACCCGUUCAUGUAAGUAAUCAUGGUAGAUAUCAGUAAUUACUAGAAAUAACCAAAGGUUAGGGAGUGCGGGCGACAACAGUCAGAGGUGCAAACGCAGCCCUCUUGCUGUUACGCUGUGCUUUGCGUUAAUUUCAUGUGACAGAUGAUCAAACAUGCAUGAUCAGAGUACGAGUGAUAAAAGGUCCAAAAGCGCAUGAUCAAACUGCGUUAUGUGCCUUCCAUUCAUUCUUAGUGGAAGUCCAAACGAAUGCUGGCUACAUACGUGCGAUGCAUCGUAAUGGCAAUCCGGAGAUUAGGAUUGCAGGCUCCUCUUGUUGCCCGCAAUUACUGGUAUAUUUAAUCUUAGGUUACAACAACGUGAAGGCAGAUAACCCAGGGCUAACUGAACAACCUAUCAUUUUGCAACAUUUUGGUAAUCGUCAAAUUAACUUCUCAGAUGUUAUUUUUUUGUCUUUGAAUCAAGUACCAGGAAUGCUCUUCUUGAUUUGUGAACAAUGUUGUCUUGAGCAUACAUUUGAUCAUUUUUUGGUCAUAACUUUAAGUGCUGUGAAGAAAUUUAAUCUUUGUUUCCUAGUACUGGCUACUCCUUUACAUUACAUUUUAUUUCACUUGAGUAUUAUUUUAUUACAAUAACUGACCUAAAUUAAGGGAUGAUAGUGAGUUCAGGAUGAUGCAAUUUCGCUUGAUGUAUUAUGAUUGUAAAAGAACUUUUGAUGUUUGUAAUGGAUUGCUACCAAAAAUAAUCCAUACUCCCCCAUGGAGUCCUUAAAGGUUUGGCCUGUUCCCUACUCCACCCUUUAUCUUUUGCUUUUAAAGAUUUAUUUAUUGUUAUAACCGUGCUCCCUGCUGAAGUUUCCGUUGGCUCUUCAUCCAUACAGAGAUUUUCUGAGACACUCAACGUAAUUUGCUUGGGACAAGUGAGAAUGCUUAAAGUAUAUUUAUUUUGUGAAGUCCAAUUGUAUUUGCAGUUUUAACAUGAGCGUGAUAUUUUGUUUGUCAGGCUUCAGUUUUUGCUUUACUCCUCUAUCUAACUUUUUCGCCUCAGAGAUUGAUUAGAUUAUGUGGAGAAGUCAAGGCUGCCCCAUCUGAGAAUGAAGAAAUCCAGUUUCUGUGUGUUGUGUGUGCAAAAUUACGACAAGAUCCAUACUUAGUGAACUUUUUCCUUGAGGUGGGUUACUGCAUGCUGUGCUGAUUAUUAUACAUUGUUUAUUUGUUUGUACAUGUGUAUUUACAAUGUGAACCAAUCACCUUUGAUGUAAUACAGUCACAGCUCCACUAAUGGAAACGUCUCCACAACUGCCACCUUUACAACAGCCACCUUUUUGGUGGGUAGUUGCUACAUUAUACACUUAAUGUUAGAUCCCGAGGGAAACAAUUUUGUUUCCUGCAAGUCUUGAGGGACACAUCAGGACUCGAGAGAAAACAAAACUGACUGGUUUCCCGAGGGACCUGACAUUAAGUGUUUUGUUAUAUUUCUAGACUUUCACUUUAACAGCAACAAAAGAAUAACCAGAGCAAAUCUAAACAGUUGACUCGGUACUUAUAAGAACAAAAAUUUAAUUCUCAAAACCACUGAAUGAAUGAUUUACAAAGUUCUUUCCGUAUAUUAUCUGCAUCUUAUUCCUCCCACUGUUUCUCUUCUGGCAUAACUUUGAAAAUUGAUGCAUUUUUGCUGGAGGCUUUGUGUUUGUGUUGUUGUGUUCAUUCACGAAAAAGAAAACUGGCAGUGUUUUUCCUGCCUCUUGUCACACCACUUUCCACCAUGCUUUGAAUACAUGCUGUAAUGUUUCCCGAGCAGAGUACAAAAUUAAUGCUCAAAUGUAUCAUGAUUGGGAUACAUUUGAUUUUAGUCAAAGCCAUGUGACCAAGAAUCAAACAAUGGCAGUCCCUGUUUAGUUGAGUGGAAGUCUAGGAACAUAACAAUGACUCUUGUUUAAAGCUCUUUACAACAGCCACUUUCUUGGCCAACCUACGUAAUAUUUACUUAAAUUACCAAUCAGAGUUUGCAAUCAUUUUACUGGUAACGAUCUUUCUCGAAACCUUUGUCUGUAAUCAUCGUCAUCAUCAUCAGGUCAAGCUGUCAUAAUAUUACUGUAAAAAUGAAGUCAAUUUUAUUGUACAAGUUAACAGUAAUAUUGUAAUGGAGAUUACUUUAUUCAUACAUAUGAACUGUGCAUAUUGAGCUUACUUUCACUCGUUCACUCAAAAUUUUUUCAGCGCAUUUAUACUUUUGGUUUGUUUGUUUGUUUGUAUAUUGCUCCAAUAAAACAAAGUUAAUUUUAUUUAAUUUCAAAUGGCAAUCAAAUGCUUUGUUUUUGUGAAAAACUAAUAAUGCUGGCCCUAGCACCAUAAUUCAUUCAAUAGAAUUUAACUGUCUUAAUUUCAUUAUGUAAUAAUACAUUAUUAAUCUUGUUCUUAACCAAUAAAACUUAUCAGCUUCAUAAAAAUACAGUUUAAAUUAAAUAUCUCAUUACAUGAAAUUUUGGCGACAUGUUAAUUUAGCGAUUUUGAAAAAUCCUUAUUGGCACUGGUUUAUAUGGUGAUUGUUUGUAAAUUUUGGAAUGUAAGACACUUAAGUUUUGCAAUUUCACAAAAUGAAACUUUGGUGAAUUAAGGUAUUCAAAACUUUUACUACAACAAUGGAACAUUUAUGUGAUAAAAUCAUAAACGUCAAUAGCUUCAUUUCAAUCAAAAUCAUCAACAUUCUAAAAUUUAAUUUUGAACAAAACAAAUGAGGCUGCAGCUGUAAUGUCAUAUGUUAAUGCUGUCCUCACUCAUUUUUAGGUACAAUGUCACACAAAGUCGAUGAUACACAUCAUAAUCGACCAUCAAAUAGCAUACAUGUUUGUGUGUGAAACUGACCAGAUGACUGAAUUUUAUAUUGUACUCAAUUUAAUCUAGUGACGAUUUAAAUUUAGCGAUCAUUUUUAGAAAAGUCGCUAAAUUAAAGUGUCGCUAAAAUUUCAUGUAAUGAGGUAGUCGUAUGCAUUCCAAGCAGAGAACAUUAAACAUCCUAAUUUGCUGUUUACUUUUUUGUCUUCAAUCAUUUCCACUCCAUACUCUAUGUGUGUACUUCCACUCUCACUUUGCAUUGUUGGGAAAUUCAAUGCAUAUCCUAUUGAAUUUUCUUUUUAUCUUCAAUUUCAAUUGAGAGUUAACUUGCUUGUCCCUACACAUUCAUCCCUCUUGGUUUUACAGUGAUUCAGCCAUCUUGAAAAACAAUAAUGUAUCUUUCACAAGCAGUCACUUCCUCAAAAUAAUCACUUGUCACUUUCAUACAGGUUACUCAUCAACAGUCCUAUAUUUAGGGCUACACUGACCCACAUAGGGUCAUAUUCAACCUACACAUGACUUGACCUGCCCUGUUCCUUUUCAAUCUAAUCAUUAGAUUGAGACUUUCAAUUCAUGACAUCAACACCAUCUAGUACAUGUAUUUGAGAAGUGGUCAAUCUGAUCACCUUAAUAUUUAAGACGGAAUCCAUCAGGGAAUUGAGUAAUUUUAAUUUUCAGUGGACAAAAACCUUGUACCAGAAUAAUUUAUAUAAACAAUGUCGCAUUCUUUUUUACAUUUUUCAUGAGCUAUAGAUAUGCUGGUAAUUAGUUAUCUGUAAUAACACCAAAGACUGUCUCUCAUGGAAGCCCAAGAAAAUAAAUGUCAUUAAUUUCACAAGAAUUGUGAAAACACAAGUAAAAUUCUGAAAAUUUCAUGUGUACAAUAAGAUGUCAUUUUUGUCAAAUUUGACAUUUGUUUUCUCGGGGUUUUAAUAGAAAAUUUUUGUUGGUGUUAUUACAGAUAACUAAUUACAUCUAUAGCCCUUGAAAAAUAUAAAAAAGAAUGCAAUGUUGUUUAAAUUGUUCUGGUACAAGGUUUUUGUCCACUGAAAAUUAAAUUAAUUAAUUCCAUCUUAAUCUGUUGUCAACUGUGUUCUCUUUUCCUGUUAUUAGACCAACUCUGCUAGAACUACCCAUGUCUUGCCAUCUGGUGAGCCACUGGUAUGGACCUAAUCUUUGUCUGUGCUCUUUGUCUAUACUAUUUGUCUACCUCUGCCAAUUUUUGCCUCAUCCUUGGUGGCAAAAAUUCAUGUUUCUCACCUUUAACCACUUGGUUUUCUGGAAAUUGUAGUUAUAGUUUUGAAAGACAUGUUACAGUAUCUCUACCAGAACAGUGAAAAUUUUUCACAGUGAUAAAAAUGUGACAAAAAAUGUGACAGUGAUAUGUCUGUGUUACCCUAAAAAAAUGAAAACGACAGCUGACUUUGAGCCCAUUGAAACAUUCAAACAAGCUAUUCAUGUCAUUGCUGUGUUUAGUACCAUAUAAAUAAAUUGUCAGUUUCAAGAGUACCAAAGACAUCAUCAGCUACUGCACUAUGCCUUGAAGUUCAUUUAGUGCAUGUCUGUAUUGCCUGAGAAAACAGCUGACAUGUUGCAAUGCUGUCACCAAUGUCUGUGGAAAUUGCAGAGAAAUUCCAUUAUGAUGAUGUGUCACUACCCAUAUCUGGGUAGUGCUUCUGGUUGGUUGAAGCAAAUUUCCCUAGCAGCAUGUCCAAUCAGAAGCGCUACGCAGAUCUGGGUAGUGACUUGAUCGUCAUCAGUAUGGAAUUUCUGGGCUCAUUCCUCAGACUUGUGUUGUAGGGAGACCAGUGGUGGCGUCACGAAAUGUGCACUGUUUUCUCAGGCUGAUGUCUGUGACAAUAACAUGUACAUCAGUUGUGAAGGGUAAAAAAAAAACAGAAUAACAAAAUUAUUGCCCACUUGCCUAGAGUAACACUAAAACCGGGUAAUGUUAUUGAAAUAGACUACAGCUUAGGUUAAGAAACUGCAUUUUACUGUUAAUUCUUAAAUCUUCUUCUUAAAACUCUAAUUUAAUUUAUAAAUUAAUCAAUAAAUAAAACUACCAACCUGAUGAAAUCAGAAUAGCAAACUAUUGACAAAUGUUAACAAGUAAGUUAAACUAAUGUUCUCCUGAAAGUAUUAUCAAUUUUUGUGAUAUUUUGGGUAAUGCUCUCUCCUUGAUUAAAAUUCUGGUGCAGUGAGUUGUAUACUGAUGCUACCCCCAAAAUAACUUUUAUUGUUCACCUGUAGCUAUAACAGUUAUCAGAUGUGUAAAGCCAUUUCUGUAGCUUUUUUUUAAUUCCAGCCUUCUACAAGGGUAAACUAUUUAAAGGAGUUGCUACUGCUUAUACUGCACCUGGCAAAAUAAGUGUCAUGAUGCAUAUGUUUACUUUGAAGUAAAAGAACUGUCUAUCACUCUUCAAGCAUUAAUUGCUCGGACUACAAUAGGAGAAAUCACCGGAAAAUACCGGUACAAAUUAAUUAAAGCAUUUGUUUUUUAAACUAAUGUUUUAGUCACUAGGCACAAGUCCAUCGGGUACCCAUUCACCGUCAGAAGAGUUGCACCCUCCACCUGUUAAAGCCCAAGCACGUGACAAGCCAGAUUAUACCUUGGUGAAUUCUCUCCUUACCUUAUCCAAGAGUGAGGUGAUUUACACUGAAUGUUCUUUUUUGGUUUUGGCCUUGGGCCAUUAUACUUUAACUGAUUGUUGUUUUUUUUCCUGUAGGACAGUAGAAUUGCUGUGAAAGCAUGUGAAGGACUAUUGCUUUGUGCAUCUCUUCCUGAAGACCAUGCAGCCACUGUGAUUAUCCUUUAUACUCCAUUCUGUGAAGUCAUGGUUAGUAUCCAGCUGAUGUUACUGUAUUACCUUUACCAGUCUUAGAAAACACUUAAUUAGGAAGAAAGUUCUGGAGUAAAAGUAAAUGGUAUUAACUCAAGAAUUCAUUUGUUCUGUCUUAAGUCAGGGUGCAAAGAAAGUCAGUUUUACAGCUUGCCAUUCAGGCAAGCUGUAGUUAGAAUGUACUAGCCCAAAAGUCAUUUUAACAAGCCAGAUGAUGAGCAGGGUUGAUAACAGUUCUUUUGUCAUUACAAUUCCUUAAAAUUUCAAUUGUCAGGCAGGCAAGUUAAGAACAGAAUUCACUAGCCCAAUAGUAAAAUCCACUUGCCUCGGGCUAUCUGACACGCUGUCUUUGCACACUGUAGGCGCACUGUUUGCAGCUGUAACCCACCCUUCCAGAAAAGCCUCCUUUUGUCUUCUUGGUCAAGGAGGAGAAAAGGUGUCUCUGCGUGAAUCGCAUCAAGCCUUUGAAGUUGCCACAGCCCAAACGUUUGGACUAGUUAAUCUUGUUGUUCCUCGUCAAACUGGUUUUUUUUUUCAGUAAAAGCGUCGGUUUAUUGAUAAACCGUUGGUCAUAACCAUGCCUGCUGGGGCAAGCGCACAGCUAUUAGGUCUGGGUUCAAAACUGUAUUCUAGCAACAUUUCAAGCACGCUUAACAAAGAUCUUACCUGAUUUAUGCAGAGUCUUUCUCAAGUAUGCUGAAAUCAAACAAGCGAAAAAAAUGCUCUGCUGGCAGGAUGCAUGUCUGUAACCCUGUCAGAGUGACAAGUGACAGACAAUAAUUUGGUUGUAGCUUUCUGUCUCUAAAAGCACAAUGGAAGGGAUCUGUAAACAUUUUUGUUACUAUAACAGUAAAACUGUACUCUGAAAUAUGAUUUUUAUUAGUUUAAUGCAUCCCUAGUGCACUUAAAUAAAUGGAGCUUACAUGUAAGUACAGUCCAGGCCAAAGUUACUCAAGAGGUGGAUAAUGCUAACCAGUUGAUAGAGUAUGUUGGUUUUCCUAAAUCCACUGAAUAGUGAUUUAUCUGGUAGACAGUCCUACCGAACCUUCACCCGGGCCUGCAGUUUGAACUUGUUAGCCACCAUAGCUUUGUAAGUAACAAGUUUUGUCUACUAGCAAGAAUUAGUACUUUCACUGGCUUUUUGUUUUUGUUUUUAGGUCACAGAAAUAGCUGAGAAGCAACAUUAAAUCUGAUCACCGACAUCUCUUUUAUGUUUUCACAGGCAGACAGAUUGAAAGUGUUAUUUGAACAUUUACCCCAGAAUAUGGAGCCAAUAGAUAUAUCAGCUAUUGCUGCCAAGUGGGGGUAUGUUUGAUUUGCUUAGUAUCGUAACCAAUGAAUAAAGUUUAAUGGAAGAGGAUUAGGCGUUCUAGAAUCAAUUUUGGAAGAGCCUCAGAAGUAGAAGAUCAUGGGCUUGUGAAUGGAUUGAUUCAUUGAUUUUUUCAACUGGCCAAGUGACUGGUCAAUUAAUUGCUAGUGAUUUAGCGAUUGAUUGAUUGAUUGAUCGAUCAAUCGAUCAAUCAUUCGAUUGAUUGAUUGUUUAAUCAACAUUGAUAAGUAACUAUCUAAUCUUUGGCACACACUUUUAAUUUCAGCCAAUCUCUUAAGUGUUAUUUACAGGAACUUAACUUGCCCGGAUUAUCUGGGGUCUUUUGAGGCACAUAGUGCAUAAGUUUUAAGACCAUAGAAACCCAAGUUAGCAUGUAGUAAUUACUAAUCUGUGAGGGUUGUCCGUACUCUCACCAUUAUUCAAUAGAUACUGUAGGUAAAGAACCUAUCAGGACUCCACUAGCACAACAGGGUUUAUCUGAUCAAGAAAUUUACUGUACCAUUGUUCCACAGGCUUGAUCAUCAGAGCGAUGAUGAAGAUGUGCUGUCAUUUCCUGGAAAGAGGCAGUUAAUUUCCUUUCUCUCCUGGUUGGAUUAUGUUGACCAGCUCUCAAAAGAAGCACACAAGGUGUGUUUGUGUGUGUAGUAAGUUAUUACUGAUUGAAAGCUUUUUUAAGCAACCAAAUGGGCCAAGCUGUUCAAAGCCUGGUUAGUUCUUAUGCAGAAGUAACUCUUUAAGCUCUAAUGUCCACAUACAAAUUCAUCACACUGAUUUUCAUGUAUAUUUCCUUACAGAAUUAGUCAACAUAAUUUUUCCAAAGACCAAAACAUUUUUCCUUUGGUGAUUCCUAACUCUCAUAACCUUUCUCUUGAAAAUAAUAUUGAUGUUGGACACUCUUAGGACUUAACCCUCUAAGCCCCAAUAUCCAUAUAUAAAUUCUCCUUACUGAUCUCCAUACAUUUCCUUAAAGAAUAAGGUGAGAGACUUUGUUUGUAGAUCAAAGUUAUUUCCAUCACGUGAUCAUUUUAUUAACUCUCACAACACUUUCUCUCUAUUAUGUGUUAAUAGUGUUAGGAAAUAAUUGACUUUGGUCACUCUUGGGACCUAAAGGGUUAAAGGGUUAAAUGUAGGGUUGUGACUUGAAGUGAAGUGACGCCUUUAUUUCAAGAGGGUAACACUUGACAGUUAUGAUCUUAACUGAUAAACCUGUGUGCUUUAGCAUUGCCCAUGGUCCCUGGUACUUUUCGUACCUCUGCCCUUGGGCAACUAGGAAAUCUAAGGGUGCUUUCCAUUUGUCAGAACUGACAGGCCAGACCAUGGCUGGAGCAGUCAUUUUGACAAUGAAAUAGGCUUUUCCCAGGAGUUUUUUUCUGAAAAAACAUCUCCUUCAUUCAUAGUAUUUAGCAUUUGACUGAUCUGGUUGGAUAGUUUUGAUUAAAAGUGAAAUUCUCAUUACUACUGGAACGGUAUGGCUGGUCAGUCCUGACUAAUGGAAAGCACCCUAAGUUGUUUAUAACAAUCAUUUCCUGGACACCCUGGAUUUCACAGAUCCACUCUUCUGAUAUCUGUCUCCUUUCCCCUUGUCCAUAGCUUGUAGCCAAAGCUCUAGCUGUAGGAGUGAGGGAAAGAUUUCUUCAACCAGUUAUUGAACCUGGUCUCUUUCAACAGUAAGUUGUGAUUAUCAUGGCCUGUAAAAAUACAGAAGGAGAAAGAAGAAAAUAAUAAUAGUAAUAAAAUUUAUCUUUAACAAGGAGGUCUACUGGUUUACAGAAGGGUCCUAAAAAUCAUGAAGUAAAAAACUUAAACCAUGUUAAAUGAUAAGUUUGCCUAUACUUAGCAAAGCACAUUCUAGGCCAUUCAAUUUGGCCAAGGCUACAGCCUAGACAAAAAAUAGUAAUUUUGUCAACCUUUUUUAAACCCAUUCGCCCCUGAACCGCCCGUAACCGCCCGUGCGGUCCAGGUCCUUUCUACCCAUUGUGACUUCAUCAGUUUUAACGGUCAAGGACAACUUUCUUCGCUAACUUGUGCAGAGUGAAGAGAUCUUUCAAACCAUACCAGAAUGAGCACAAUUCAGUCAAGGACACCAGAGAAACAAGCAAAAAACCACGUGACAUUGACCUGAAAAUCUCCAUGAAAAUCUUGUUCCAUUACCCACCUACCUUUCCUUUCACCUAAUCCUAAGAUCCUUAAAGCUUUCCUAAAAACUCUUCCCACCAAAAUCAAGCCUACUAAAUGCCCAGCAAGAGAAAAAAAAAAUGAGGCACGAAAAGCGAAAAAAGAAGGGAGGAGAGAAAGCCAAAAGUAAAAGCUGAUAUUUUGCAUCUGGAUCAGAAGGCCGCGAAGUCUUCGACCUGUAAACCAGUUUGUGGUAAGUUUUAGCUCUUUAUAGCACGACAGUGACCAGAAAACCACUCGACUAGCUUCAAAACGCGUUUUUCGGCAAAAUCUCCAGGAGCGAAUGGGUUAACCUGGACUCACUUUUUAAAUGGGUCUUUGAGUGUCCUCUGUUUACCUUCAUUGAUAGUCGUAGACUGAAAUAUAUUAUUGUAUUUGAAUAAUGUCUGAUUGACUGCCAGCCCUAACGUAUGUUGUACAAUUUUAGGUCAGAACUAGGUGUUAUUACCAUAACAGCAUUAUUAAGAAGAUGCAUACAGGCAGUUACCUCACCACAGCUACUGCAAGGUGUGUGUAUCUUUGGUUGAUGACCCGGGAAGGGCACUUGGGUAUUUUUUGGGUGGGUAUGUGCUACCCGGGACUCCAAAUUGGCACCCCGUUCUAGAAAAAAUUUCCCCUAAAAUUGAUACCCCGUUCUAGAAAUGGGCCAAUUUUUUAUACCCCGUUCUAGAACUCGCCCUAAAACUGAUACCCUGUUCUAGAAAUGGGCCAAUUUUCUAUACUCCGUUCUAGGGUGCAACAAAGAGUACAACGGUUUGCUUGUUAAUGCAUUGAACCGUAUUUUUAGAAGCAAUCUGUCCUUGAAUACUUUCAAAUGGCUGCUUGCAAAAGUGGAGCUUUCGUGCGUUUGAAAUAUUAUACCCCAUUCUAGAAAACGCCUCUGAAAUGGAUACCCCGUUCUAAAUCAGGAGCUUCAAAAUCACGACCCCUUUGGGCGGCACAUACCCAUAUAGGCAAUGUAUCGGAGUACCCCCUCAACCGGGUUGAUGACCACUAAGUAUUAUUUUAGUGGGUACCGUGCACUGUAAUCACUUACUCAAUAAUGAUUGAAACAAAUCCAGUAACUUACCUUCAAAAAUGAAAAAUGUUUGCCAUAAUACAGUUAACUCCUGAUAACUCGAACCUCAUGCUAUCUCAAACCAAAAUCGAUUUCCCCUGGAUUUCCUUCAUACAUUCAUUGCAGUUUUACCCACGGUAACUCGAACCCAUGAUAACUCGAACCUCUUGCUAACUUGAAGUAAUUUUUGUUUCCCUUCAGAUCGGUUCUUCGUAAGUUAACCCUCGAUAACUCAUUUGAAUCACUGUUUGAAGCAUGUGACAAGUUGGAAAUUAAAAACAGUGUACUGAAGUCCUAAACAUUCAAUUUAUUUCCAGUCAUUUCCUUCGAACUCCCAAUAACUUGAACUGCCGUAGCCUGCAUGGCUGGUGGGAUUAGGCUAACUUGUUUUUCAGCUGCAGAGCCUCAUUAAGAUUAGGAGCAAGUCAGAUUCAAAACUCAUGAGAAAUGUGGCAGGGGGGAUUUCCCUCGUAGCUUCCCUGCUUGCUUUGUAUCAAGAAGGUACCCCGGGCACAACAAUCCUGCCAGCUACAUAGGCUAGAACUGCCGAUAACUCGAACCUUUUUUUGAUUUCCCUUGAAGGUUCAAGUUAUCGACAGUUGACUUUAUUUACGUUGAACUGCUUGUGGGCCCUGUAAGCUGUUGUUUUUUGUUAAGUUAACAAAACAUUGAAUCACCCUGACUCCAAUUCAAAGGAACUUGAAACCUAAUUUCUUAUCCUUUAAAUUAUUUUCCCUAGAAAUGUGCAUCUUUCUCCUUGGUGAGGGGAUAACACCAGAAGUUCCAACUCAUGUAGGAGACCACAAAUUAAGGCAAACACUAAUCCAAAGAUGUGAUCACUUAUCUGAUGAGGUAAUGGAAUGAAGGGAUCAUAAAAUAAAAUGAAUAACACAUUAGGUCCAAAGUUUGUAUCAUUUUGGUCACACCAUUUUUAUUUUUAUAGAAAUCGUUUCUGGGACGUAACCUUCCGAUAAUAUUGUACAUGGACAAUGGUCUCCUCCAGUCUUACAAACAUUUUAACUAUUACCCUGUAAGCUUUCUAUAAAAUCUUGUUGACUAUAUUUAUUAUUAUUUUUUGAUGUUUUUCACCAUAUUUACAAACUGCAGUAAUAAUUUAAUAACUUUUAAUUAAACUAAUUAUCACUGCAAUUUGUAAAGUUUGCUGAAAACAAUGAAAUACUGCCAGAAAGAUGUUUAAUUUAGAUGCAGUCACAGGAAUUUUGUCCACACUGUCUAUCUGAGCCACAACAGGAGAAGGCUAAAAUAAUCCCACCUAAACUGAUUAUAUUUUUUGAAACCCACUUCUGAGUGCCAGCUAUAAUGCCAGUGCUCAAUAAGUCCUAUCUUGAUGCCUGUAGGAGGUAGAUUUUCCUGUCAGGCAAGUCCCGUACAAGUCAUGUCAAACUAAAUCAUAAAUAAUUAUAGUAGACAAGGAUGCAACUUCCCUCGGCAAGCAAAAUUCGAGGAAAAGUGUAAAUUGAAAUUUCUGUCAAGCUGUAUUAGUAUUGACACUUAAUUCUCUGUUGUAGAUCAGCAUAGAAACACUGAAGCUGUUCGAGACACUACUCAACAAACCCUGUGAUGUUAUUUUGAAUAAUCUUGUGCUUCGGAAUCUAAAAAGUAGGAAGUAUUACACUGCACCCUCAGUGCCCAAUGGAGAUACUAGUGCUACAAGCAAUGGACCUUCAGUGGCUGAUAAACUGGCACCUCCUUCACCUCACACAGGAAUCCCACCAUCACCAACAUCACCUUCAACUCCACCACUUACACCAGAUGGUCUGGGUUCUUCACAGAUUGGUGAAAAUGUUGAAAGAGAUGAAGUGGAACAAGUUGUAAAUAGGUACAUGUACAAAAUAAUGUAAAUUUUGGUGAACUACAACAUUCUUUUUGUGUUGCUUUUUCUUCGGUACACUCUUAUUAUAACAUUAAUAAUAUUGUAAAUAAUUUACCUGCCUCUCGUUAGUCCCAGAUCAACAGGGGCACCCAACGAUUGUUUUCUGUAUAAUAUUUGUUCAGAGAAGCAAAUAUGGCCUAGAAUUUUUUAUUGCUUGACAACUGCUUAGAAUUUCUAGAUGAACAUUCCAUUCAUGUACAAUUUUUGAAUCUUAUGUAAUUAAUUUUCUGUGAUUUUCUGAAGUCUAAUUUUUCACAUUUCUCUCCCCACAUUAGGCUAUUUUUCAUACAAAAAGGAAAACCUAAAAUUGUAUGCUUCCAAAAUGUAAUGGAGAGAAGAAUCAGAAAAAUUCUCACUUUCAUAAAACAUUAAUUUGCAUCUAAAAUUUUCUGGAAAAUAAUUCUUUAACCCUGGUAAUUUUGAAAAGACUCAAGUUCCCUUAGAACGACCAAACAGAUACAAAUUUUAUAGGGCUUCUUAGAAUGCAUUAAUUUCUAGAGAUCUUAAAGUACUCUGGAUAAUUUAAAAAGUGUUUUCAACGUGUUAUGUGGAGAUGGUCAUUGGAAACCCCUGAAUCAGUGUAUUCUUAAGACUGUGUGUGUUUAUGGCAGUGAUUUUUCCAAAAACACCCAUUUUAUCUCCAAAAUGACCUGUCUGAGCGGCUAGUUCUGGCGUUUGGAAAGUGGCUUUAGCCUUAGCAUGCGCUUACCAGUAAGAAUUUACAUAUCGAUAAAACUGUUAUGAUUCAUGAGUAUAAAUAUAGCUUGUUUUUAUCAUGGAUACAAGUUUUGUUUACCUGUAAAUUGCUAGUGAGUGUGCCAGGGUCAUUUCACUGAAAAAUGGAAAGAAUAAACAAACUUUUCCAUCCAUCUGAUCAUGAAACAGAAAACAACUGAUUCAUCUACAAGAGUUCUUCAAUGACAAACCUUUGAAUGGUGUGAUUUGUACAUGCAAGUGAUGACACACUUGCAACUGAAAGCAAACAUUCACUAAAAAAUCAUCAGUAUUAUGUGAAUAUUGUUUUAUACUAAAGCAUUUUAACUUAUAAGAAACAUUCUCUAAACUAGAGAUGUCUAUCAGUUUCAUUUCCUUAGUACCUGAUGAGAUAAAGACCUCAGCUUUAACAGGAGAUACUGGUUAUGACACUUACCUAAGAGAUGCACAUAGACAGGUACUGCUAUACCUGAAAAAAGCAAAAUAAAAUUGUCCUUUUUACUACGAUAGCUGUCACAUAGUGAGUAAUAUACAUCUGUGUUGAAUGUUUGCUUCUCGUAGUGCAACCAACGUGCAAUUCAGACCAGCACCUUUGAGUGGCCAUCAACUCCAGUCCCACCUUCUGGUAAGACACUUCAGUAUAUCUUAACCCUCUAAGUCCAAAUACAGUCAAACCUGUGUACAACGGUCACCCUUGGGAAAUGGUAAGGUGACCGUUGUAUACAGGGUGACCGCUAUAUACACGUCAACUUUGCGGAAAAUAUAAGGCAACUGAAAAUUUUGGGACGUUGUCCGGUGACCAUAAUAUACAGGAUGACUGCUAUACACAGGGAAGUUAUGUACAGGUUUGACUGUGGUUAUCACAUCAAUUUUCACCCAGCAAUAUCAGUACAUAAUCAAGACAAAAGGUUAAUAUGAGAAUUGAUAAAAAAAUCACCAAAAGGAAAAUGCUUUCAUUGAUCUUAAUCAAAUUCUCUCAACUUAUUCGUUAAGAAAAUGUAAUUGUGGAGAUCUGUCUGGAGAAUUUUUGGGGGGUAGUGGGGGAUUAAAACUAUACAACUAAAAACUCAAAAUACUAUAAGUGAAAAGCAGUACUACACAAUCAAGGAAUUGCUAUUUUAGUCACUUAUUUCUGGGUUUCCCUAACAUUCAACUUGUUCCAGGGUUCGCAAAUAUGCCAAAUGUGGUGUAUUUUACACAAAAAUUGUUCAGAUGACUCCACUGAGGUUACGGAGGGAGUCACUUUGACUCCAGAAAUUUUCGGUAACAAACAUAGUUUUGUCCUUACCUUUUUCGCAACAAAUACAAUUUCCGUUAAUUGUAAACGUUUUGCAAACCCUGUGUCCGCUAAGAAGUUUACUUCUAGGUAUUACCUGCUGCUCUCAAAGUGAGAAGCAACAUAACAACAUGCAGUAGAAGACACAUGUGGAAGCUUGUUAAGAGGAGUAAACAUAUAUUUCCGGAAUGUAGAUGUCACAUGUUAUUGUUCUUGGUCCAAAUAACUGUGAUUUAUGUUCCACCUUAGAUUUCCAGGAGAGUAGAGAGGUAUUCUAUGAGGGUGCAUUCUUAAACAUGCUCUUUAAGAAACUACAGAGACUUCUAGAUCAGGUUUGUAGUGAUCAGUAAUAAAAUUUUUUAAUAAGUAACAAAUUUUUUUUUUCUGCAAAGCAUUUCUUCCAGUUGCGUUUGGCAUAACAUAUCUCAAGAGAGUUGCUUCACAGAGUAAACCCAGCCAAUAGGCAAUAUGUAUGCACUACAGCGGCCUACCACUCAUUGCUCCCUGCCUCUAGUGACAUUUUGCAAAAGUCUUAGCACAAUCUCCUAUCGGCUGCUUUUUUUCUUUUUUUAUUCCUCACUCAACUUAUUUUAUGCUCUUUAAACUUCUAUAACAGCCGUAUGAUGUGAACCUACAAGUGACAAGUGUAAUAGCACAAUUGAGUCAGUUUAAACAUCCCCAGCUCCAAGAGUUUCUUCUUAAUGCUUCCUUGCCAUUGGCACCAGACUGUCGAUCUCUGCACUCCACUCUUCAAAAUGUGAGUUGCUUCAAAUUAUUACACUACUCUUCCGUGACUUUAUUCUGUGUCAAGUAUCUUACACAUACAUUUACUGUAAGGCCUGUAAAGCUUGGGUUCCAUAUAAUCUUUUGGAUCAUACCCCAAGUAGAGUUUGAAGGCAAACAAAUCUAGAUAUAUGAAAACACCAACACAACAGGAAUCCCCCAAAUUACCUUGCAAAUUACCUGUGUUUCCUUUAGCCGGCGGACACAGACGUAUUUCCAUUUUCUGUCACUUCUCUCCGCCUGAAUCCACUCUCGGGUGGAGAGAAGUGACGACCGGAAAUACGACUGUGUCCACAGGCUAUGUUUCCUUGGGCUAGUAAUAAGUAUUAUCUGGAAAACACCUAGUAUGAUGCCACGAGGCCCAAUUUUGACAAUUAAGGUGAUCACAAUCACUUGGAUAGACCUGAUGUCUGAAUUUAGGCAGGUUUCCAUAUAAUCAUCCAUGCCAUCUAAAAAAAUCAAGAUGAUUUAGACGACCUGGGGUCAAAUUAAUCAAACUUUUACAAGUGUUUAUAAUUUACAAGGGUAGUCAUUGUUUUCAAAAAUGAAGUCAAUCGCUACACUUGUAAGUUACACUUGUAAAAGUUUUAUUAAAAUGACCCCUUGUAUAAAGCAAACUAAGUCAUUUUGAAAGAGGUUUGUUUUUUAACAUCACGAGGAUAAUUUAUCACCUUUCCUCAGUUUAAUCAUGAGGUUUAUCUUUCACAUGAACUUGCAGGUUGUACAAGAUUUAAAAGGUAGAAUACAAAGACUUCCAAAUUUUCAACGGAAUGUUGUGUCUGUAAGAAGGCAGUUGAUGGGAAUUGCAACGUCACCAGAGCACAAGAGGUAUUACAUAUUAGUAAAAUUCAACUAGUGAUCUAUUAUCAAUGCUGCGUUCUGAUUGGUUGAGCUACUUCCAGGCUAUAAAUUAUAGCCCACUAGUAGCAAAAAGCGCCGACUUUGAAAACCAAAACAAUGGCGGCUGAAUCGCGGUUUGCUAGCUAAAGUUGUUUUGUCUCAAUAUUUUUUACCAACUAGUUGGAUUUUACUAAAACAAUAAUUUAUUAUUCCUCUCGCCCUCAUGGCCUCUGAGUGAAUAGCCCAUUUGGGCUCCAGGAAUAAUUGUUAACUGUCAUUACUUAGUAAGGCCUUGCGAUAAGUAUAAGUAGUAAUGUCAUUACUUUUUUAUUGUUAUAUGUUUUGUUUUGUUUUUUGAUUUAGGAGAUUUUUUAUAAAAACUAAUUAACUUGAGGCUGUUUUAGUUCGAACUGUUAAUAUAAGUCUAGAUUCUUUGGGUGCAAAUUCAGUUUCCAAUGAUAUUACAUUUAUAUUUACCAAAAUAAAAAACUGACCUUAGAUUUCUAGAAGUAAAUCAUAAACCUAGAGGUAGAGAGUUUUGGGUUGGUAUUAAACUUACAGAAAAUCGGACAGAAGUUGCAUUGAAAGUUAUUAAAGAUGGGUUUUUUGCUGCUUGUAUUUAUGCAACAUUUAAGCAUGAGCUUAAGAACCAGUUGGUCCCAGUUGUUCAAAAGGUGGAUAGCACUAUCCACUGGAUAAAUCUCUGUCCACUGGGUAGUGCAAUAAUUGGUUUCCCUAAUAUAUAUCCACUGGAUAGUGAUUUAUCUGGGCCAGGUUGUUUAAAGCUGGGUUAAGAUAACCCAGGGUUAGUGCAAAAUUUGAAUUCAGAUAAUAACGCUUAAGAAGCAAAUUCAGUUUAAUUCUUUUUGUCUACAAUUUGACAAUUGGAUGCUCUAAAAAGAUACAGAGAAUUAUCGGAGAAAAUGCUUUUGAACUAAAGAAAAAGAAAUCCGGAUUAAACUUUAACCCUGUGUUAGCAUUAGGCGGUCUCCAAACAAGUGGGCCCUGGUCGAUAGUGCUAUCCAGCCUUUGAACGACUGAGGCCUGAUGGAUAAAAGCAAUGUCAUGUGGUUUCUCAGGGGGCAAGCAAGUCAUUACAAGAAAUCGCGGUUGAGUGUGUUUAUUGUAGUCAACAGAAAAUGAAUUUAACUUUUCAUCUUGAAGACAAUAAUGGCCAAUUGUUGGUGAAAAGGAUCAUUAUUACUUCUGCAGUUAGCGACCAUCAGUGUUGUCACAGCAAACUAUAAUAACAUAAAUCUUGACUAAACUCGAACUGUACAUUUUACAUGAUGACUAUUAAAUUGUCAUCUUGUUUUGAUAGAAAUAUAAACAAACAUGACCGUGAUUACCCUUAUAGGCAAAUUUUGUCACUUCUUUACCCCUUGAAAUACCACAUGACAUUGCUUUUAUCCCAUCAAUCCUAAAGCACGUGGAGAGAUGGUGGGUAUCAUGGAUAAGGUCCAUUUACCAAUAAUAUCUUAGUAACAAACCGGUUACUGUUUUUCAGUCUUAGUGAAAGUAACCUCCUUGAAGCUGCAAUAGUUUUAGAGGAAUUUUGUAAGGUGAGAGACAUUUUAAAACCAUAAUCUGGCUGGGUGUAUUAAUUUUUGGUUUCAGUAGAUGUGGAAUUUCAUUGUUAAUAGAUUUACAGAAUGAAUUAAUUAUCUGUAACAAAUCCCACAAGUAAUAGUAUUAAAAAUUUACAGCAGAAACGUUACCAAUAUUACACAAGAAAAGUUCAAUGGUGAUGCUGUUAGUGGGUUUUCAAGUUAAAGUCACAUUCCACAGAUCACCAUGCUACAGAUAAAUCUAAAGUUUCUCCUAAUAUUACCAUCUAAAAUGCAUGGAACUGUUUGGUUCAGAAAACCCUUAAGGACAAAACGGUGACCUUUACUCUUAACCUGUGGUAAGUGGCCUGUAAAAGAAAAAAAAUAACCAUUUAUCCUAUGUUACAGGAACUGGCUGCUAUCGCAUUCGUUAAAGCAACAGAAAGAGUGCAAGGUCGGUAA